Messenger RNA from Manis javanica (Malayan pangolin), 7568 nucleotides. RefSeq names its product tetratricopeptide repeat, ankyrin repeat and coiled-coil containing 1 (gene TANC1). Gene Ontology annotation, biological process: regulation of postsynapse organization. Lineage: Eukaryota; Metazoa; Chordata; Mammalia; Pholidota; Manidae. The record is from RefSeq and is a predicted model, not a curated record. Gene Ontology annotation, cellular component: glutamatergic synapse. Gene Ontology annotation, molecular function: protein binding.
CGGGGAGCGCGCGGGAGGCGCGGCCCGGGCGCGCGCGCGCGCGAGGAAGGUGCCCUCGGGAACACGCGCAAGGGCGGGGAUUCGCGCUGCCAAUGAGGCCCCGGUGUGCGCCGCGCGAGGCGGGGGGACGGGCCGGAGGCCAGCCUUGGCUGUGGCAGCUGCGGGAGCGGCGGCAGCCGGGGAGCCGGGGCAGAGGCGGCCGCUGAGCGCCGCGUUGGCCGCGCCCGGAGGCCCGGCCCUGGGGUGGAGGAACUGCGCCCCGGAGCUGGAAACUUUCCCGGCAGAAGCAAAAAAAGAACUGAAGAUGUUAAAGGCCGUGCUGAAGAAGAGCCGAGAGGGCGGAAAGGGAAGCAAGAAGGAAACAGGAGGUGACUUUGGUCCAGAGACUUCCCCGCAAGUCCUGACCCAAGGCCAUGGUGGUGACUUUUCUGUGAGUGGUCUUCCUGUAGCAGAGGACACCUGCAGGGGAGGCUUGGCCAAGGGCGUGUCAAUGUCUCUGCCUUCAUCACCUCUGCUGCCUCGACAGUCUCACUCCGUGCGAUCGAGGCCAAACAAGAAAUCCCCAGGUCCCGUCAGGAAGCCCAAGUAUGUGGAAAGCCCCAGAGUACCUGGAGAUACAGUUAUAAUCCCGUUCAGAGAAGCGUCCAAGGCAACAGAGCCCAGUGAGAAUGAAGCAAAGGCUGAUAAUGAACCGAGCUGUUCACCGGCAGCUCAAGAACUGUUGACGAGGUUGGGAUUUUUACUGGGAGAAGGGAUCCCAAGCGCCACACACAUAACCAUUGAAGAAAAAAAUGAAACCAUGUGCACAGCUCCGAGCCAAGGCAUCAGCCCUUGCUCCACACUCACAAGCAGCUCGGCGUCUCCCAGCACCGAUAGCCCCUGCUCAACCCUGAAUAGCUGUGUCAGCAAGACGGCAGCCAAGCAAAGUCCCUGUGAGACCAUUAGCAGCCCUAGUUCCACCCUGGAAAGCAAGGACAGUGGAAUUAUAGCCACAAUUACAAGUUCAUCCGAAAAUGAUGACCGGAGUGGCUCCAGUUUGGAAUGGAAUAAGGACGGAAGCCUAAGGUUAGGGGUACAGAAGGGAGUGCUUCAUGACCGCAGGGCAGAUAAUUGCUCCCCAGUGGCAGAAGAGGAGCCCGCUGGGUCAGCGGAGAGCAUGCUGCCCAAAGCUGAAGCCUCAGCUGGAGACGGUCCUGUCCCUUAUUCUCAGAGCUCCAGCUCACUAAUAAUGCCACGGCCCAACUCAGUUGCAGCGACAAGCUCAACCAAAUUGGAAGAUCUGAGUUAUUUAGAUGGGCAGAGAAAUGCUCCUCUUCGAACAUCAAUUAGAUUACCGUGGCACAAUACAGCCGGAGGUAGGGCACAGGAAGUUAAAGCACGAUUCGCUCCCUACAAGCCUCAAGACAUUUUGUUGAAACCGCUGUUGUUUGAAGUACCAAGCGUAACAACUGAUUCUGUGUUUGUGGGACGGGAUUGGCUCUUCCACCAGAUAGAAGAAAACUUGAGAAACACAGAAUUGACAGAAAACAGAGGAGCGGUGGUGGUUGGAAACGUGGGCUUUGGGAAGACGGCCAUCAUCUCCAAGCUGGUGGCACUCAGCUGCCACGGAAGCCGCAUGAGGCAGAUCGCUUCCAACAGCCCAAGUCCAUCACCUAAAACUUCAGAUUCCUCCCAGGAUCUUUCCUUCACUCCACUGCUUUCACCAAGUCCUUCUACAAGUGGUACCAAUAUGGCUAAAACACCCGCUGGGUGUGGGUCUGAUGCUCCCGAGAACCAGAGACCAAGAGAGGAUGCAGUGAAAUACCUCGCUUCUAAGGUCGUGGCCUACCACUACUGCCAAGCCGACAACACCUACACGUGCCUGGUGCCCGAGUUUGUGCACAGCGUCGCAGCUCUGCUCUGCCGCUCCCAUCAGCUGGCCGCCUACAGAGACCUGCUGAUAAAGGAGCCCCAGCUGCAGGGCAUGCUGAGCCUCAGGUCCUGCGUGCAGGACCCGGUAGCUGCCUUCAAGAGGGGAGUGCUGGAACCGCUCACCAACCUGCGAAACGAGCAGAAAAUUCCUGAAGAAGAAUACAUUAUUUUGAUAGAUGGCUUAAAUGAAGCUGAGUUCCAUAAACCUGACUAUGGAGAUACGCUUUCUUCAUUUAUUACCAGAAUUAUUUCUAAAUUUCCUGCCUGGUUGAAGUUGAUUGUGACUGUAAGAGCAAAUUUUCAGGAAAUCAUAAGCACGCUGCCAUUUGUCAAGCUCUCCUUGGAUGACUUCCCAGACAACAAAGACAUUCACAGCGACCUGCAUGCCUACGUCCAGCACAGGGUCCGCAGCAGCCAGGACAUCCUCAGCAACAUCUCCCUGAAUGGCAAGGCCGACGCCGCCCUCAUCGGGAAAGUGAGCAGCCACCUGGUGCUGCGGAGCCUCGGCUCCUACCUGUACCUCAAACUCACCUUGGACCUCUUCCAGAGGGGACACCUGGUCAUCAAAAGUGCCAGCUACAAGGUGGUGCCUGUGUCCCUGUCUGAGCUCUACCUGCUGCAGUGCAACAUGAAGUUCAUGACCCAGUCUGCCUUUGAGAGAGCUCUGCCGAUCUUAAACGUAGCCCUUGCAUCCCUCCACCCCAUGACGGACGAGCAGAUUUUCCAGGCCAUUAAUGCUGGCCACAUACAGGGGGAGCAGGGGUGGGAAGACUUCCAGCAGAGGAUGGACGCCCUCUCCUGCUUCCUCAUUAAGAGGCGCGACAAAACUCGCAUGUUCUGCCACCCGUCCUUCAGGGAGUGGCUUGUCUGGAGAGCAGAUGGUGAAAACACAGCCUUCCUGUGUGAGCCCAGGAACGGGCACGCUCUCCUGGCAUUCAUGUUCUCCCGACAAGAGGGCAAGCUGAACCGCCAGCAGACCAUGGAGCUCGGCCAUCACAUCCUGAAGGCGCACAUUUUCAAGGGCCUCAGUAAGAAGACAGGAAUCUCUUCGAGCCAUCUCCAAGCGCUGUGGAUCGGGUACAGCACUGAGGGGCUGUCUGCUGCCCUCGCCUCUCUGAGGAACCUCUACACUCCCAACGUGAAGGUGAGCCGCCUCCUGAUUUUGGGAGGGGCCAACGUGAACUACAGGACGGAAGUGUUAAAUAACGCCCCAAUCCUGUGCAUCCAGUCUCACCUCGGCCACGAGGAAGUGGUCACUCUGCUCCUGGAAUUUGGAGCCUGCCUGGAUGGAAUGUCGGAGAAUGGCAUGACUGCCCUCUGCUAUGCGGCUGCUGCUGGCCACAUGAAGCUGGUGUGUCUACUGGCCAAGAAGGGGGCGAGGGUGGACCACUUGGAUAAGAAAGGCCAGUGCGCGCUGGUCCACAGCGCACUGAGGGGCCACGGCGACAUUCUCCGGUACCUGCUGGCCUGUGAGUGGUCAGCGGGGCCUGUGCAGCCAGGCGCCCUGCGGAAGAGCCACGCCCUGCAGCAGGCACUCACGGCAGCCGCCAGCAUGGGCCAUGGCCUGGUGGUCCAGUGCUUGCUGGGACUGGGAAAGGAGCAUGACAUGGACAUCGAUGGCACCGACACGCUGUGGGGAGAAACAGCCCUGACCGCGGCUGCCGGACGAGGCAAGCUGGAGGUCUGCGAGCUGCUGCUGGCGCACGGAGCUGCUGUGUCUCGGACUAACAGGAGAGGCGUCCCGCCGCUGUUUUGUGCAGCACGCCAGGGACAUUGGCCGGUCAUUCGGCUGCUGUUGGGCCACGGCUGUGACGUGAACCUGAGUGACAAGCAGGGCCGGACGCCCCUCAUGGUGGCCGCUUGCGAAGGGCACUUGAGCACUGUGGAGUUCCUCCUUUCUGAAGGUGCCACGCUUUCUUCCCUGGACAAAGAGGGUCUGUCGGCGUUAAGCUGGGCUUGUCUGAAAGGUCACAGGGCAGUGGUCCAGUUUCUGGUUGAGGAAGGAGCCGAAAUAGAUCAGAUGGACAAGAACGGCCGCACUCCCUUGGACCUGGCCGCCUUCUACGGUGACUCGGAGACGGUGCUGUACCUGGUUGAGAAGGGGGCCGUGAUUGAGCACGUGGACCACAGCGGUAUGCGUCCCUUGGACAGAGCCAUUGGCUGUCGUAACACAUCUGUAGUGGUUACCCUGCUGAGGAAAGGAGCAAAACUGGGAAAUGCUGCUUGGGCGAUGGCUACUUCCAAACCUGAUAUUCUGAUUAUACUUUUACAGAAAUUGAUGGAGGAAGGAAAUGUGAUGUACAAAAAAGGGAAAAUGAAAGAAGCAACCCAGAGGUACCAAUAUGCCUUACGGAAGUUUCCUCGAGAAGGAUUUGGAGAGGACAUGAGACUGUUCAAUGAACUACGAGUUUCUCUCUAUCUCAAUUUGUCUCGCUGCCGAAGAAAGACAAAUGACUUUGGCAUGGCAGAAGAAUUUGCUUCCAAGGCUCUUGAAUUGAAGCCCAAGUCCUAUGAAGCCUUUUAUGCCAGAGCAAGAGCGAAGAGAAAUAGCAGGCAGUUUGUGGCAGCCCUGGCUGACCUGAGGGAAGCUGUGAAGCUCUGUCCCACCAAUCAGGAAAUCAAGAGGCUCUUAGCCCGUGUAGAAGAGGAAUGCAAGCAGCUCCAGAGGAGCCAGCAGCCUAAACAGCAGUGCCCACCCCCAGCCCCAGCCAAUGAUUCAGAUGAUGAGGAGGACGCCCCAGCCCCAGGAGCAGACGACCACCUUCAUCUCAAGGAGGCCGAAGAAGAAACUUCUCCCCAGGAAGGAUCCAUCUCCCUGACUCCCAAGUGCCAGCCAUCUUCAUCUUUCCCCUCCCCAUAUAUCCGAAACCUUCAAGAAGGGUUACAAUCCAAAAUAAGGCCAGUAUCACCACAGAAUAGGCCAGGAACCAGUAAGGCCCCAAGGGAGCCAAUGGCUCAGCCAGGGUUGGUCAUGCAGCCAAAGCAGGCACAGAUAGUGAAAACCAGCCAACAUUUGGGGUCUGGACAGUCUGGCGUGAGAAACAGUAGCACAAAAGUUCUGGCCUCGUCUCAGAACCUUCCCCCGAGUCCCAUGCCGGGUAGGGUCUCCGCAGCUCCUGCCGGCAGCAGAAACCAGCAUUUAGAGGGCACGGGUCCCUCCGCUGUGGGAGCUGGUUCGGGCCAGGUGGGGGACCAGCUGGGCCCCAGCCACAGCGUGCAGCUGCAGCCCGGUGAGAGUGGCGCUGUUCCUUUACCGAGCAAGGUAAGAACCGCGGAGAGGCUUCUGUCUCAUGCCUCUGUGGCUGUGGAUGUAGCUCCUCUCCACCAAGGCGGGCCUGGGAGCUGCAGCGACAUGCGGCACCCAGCUUCUCUCACCAGCUCAAGCUCUUCAGGUUCUCCAUCUAGCAGCAUAAAGAUGUCAAGUUCAACCAGUAGUUUGACUUCAAGCAGCAGUUUUUCAGAUGGCUUCAGGAUCUCAGGACCAGAAGCUCGAAUCAAAGACAAAGCUGUUAACCAGGUUCAGAGCAGCAUGGCUGAGCACCGGCCCCGCAGCACCCCGUUCAUGGGCGUCAUGGAUAAGACGGCAAGGUUCCAGCCGCAGAGCAACCCUCCCAGCCGCGCUCGGCGCUGUCCGGGCCCGGAGGGGCUGCCGACACGCCCGCCGGCAGCUGGCCUGCAGUCCUCGAGCUCUGAGAAGCCCUCUCUCAGACAAGCAGGACAUACCAGCCACGCCAAAGCCGGUGCCGUUUCUACCCUGGGUGUGAGUGUCCACAAUGGGGCACAGGUGAAGGAGCUAGAAGACAAGUGCCAGAUUCCAGUCCACUGUCAAGACAGUAGGGUGACUAAAAGUGCUUCUCAUCUGUAUCAGGAAAGCAUCUCUAAACAGCAGCCUCAUGUCAGUAAUGAAGCCCACAGGAGUCACCUCCCUUCAGCAAAACCAAAGCGAUCAUUCAUCGAGUCCAAUGUGUGAGCCUUCACACAGACCCGUUUGUAAAUUUGGAAAAUAGUGUGUUGGCUACUUGUGGUAAUUAAAUGGUCUUUCAUGAGAAAAAUUACCAUUUAGCCUAUACUUUUUCUCUUUUUUCCUUGGGGGUGAAUCAGAUGCCAUUCAUAUAUGUAAAAUGUGGGAUUGAAUUUGAUAGCUAGAAGUCACCAUAAAUAAAAAUGCUAACCAGAAUUAGUUAUACCUGUUAAGUUAGAAUUUAAGACAGCCAAGAAGACAUUAACUCAUGCUUUUCUCUUACAAAAUUGUUUGGUUUUUAUCACUUUUCUCCUGGCCUUUGCUAUGUGGUAAAAUCAUGUUUCUUAAGAGAAUGCAAAUGUCUAGUGAUAGGUUUAACUUAUGACAUAAAAUCCAGAUGAUGUAUUCUGGAAAGAUGGGAUUGUCAAGUUUCAUUGAGUCAAGUUCCAAUUUUAAUUUACAUAUAUAUGUGUGUGUAUAUAUAUAUAUAGAUAUAUAUAGAUAUAGAUAGAUAGAUAGAUAGAUAGAUAGAUAUAAGGCCCAAGUGAUUUCUAGCAGAAUUUGUGUGACUAAUGUUACAUAGCUGAUUUUUUUUUUAAGCAAAAUUCAGGAACAUCCAAGUAUUGUUUCCUUCAUAGCAAUUUCCUUAAGAGCAUUAAACAUAUAUUUCCAUGUUACAGUUCUUACUAAAAAUGGUUUUAUAGCACCUUUUUUGGAACUAUAUUCCUGCUGUAAGGUGUUUUUAGUAUUUAGAAACAGUGUAAGUCAUUUGGAAUCAUGAUUGCUGGUCAAAUUGGAUUUGGGCUAAAAUACUAAGAAUACAGCAUCCUUGGCAACAUGUAAAUUAGCUCUCAAAACUGCUUCUAACAAUGACAGCACUCCUGGAACAAGCCUUUCAAGGGCCUUUAAGGGCAGUAUUUAAUUUAGACACUUAAGAUAUGGCUGGUUAUUGCCUUUAUUACACAAUCAUUACUUCAUAGUCACAUAUUGUACAUAUUAAACAGCCAAAUUGUAUUCAAAUUUGUAAAUAAGUCAGGUAGUUAAGCUUAAAAAAAUAAAGUCAUAUAUUAGCAUGUCCCUUGUAAGCUUCAUCGCUGCUGGUUAUUGCACUGAUGGUGUGUCAUACGGCAUGUCAGCAGUGUACCAGCAACAGCACUUUAUCUCAUUUAUACAAACACCUCUGAGGUGCUACUUUAGUCCAAACUGAUGUAUUAUUCAUUUGUAAAGAUAAGGUACAGGAAUGAGUCUUGGUUUAAAGGUAUUUUUAUAUGAAAAUGGUGUGCUUUUGGGAGGAUGUUAAAAUGUUAGUUUGAGAGGUCAGAGUGUGUUUUAUAUGUGGGGAUGUGGAAUUUAUUUUCUAGAAUGGGGGGAAGUUAUUUGCAGAAUGUUUUAAAAACUGAGUAGUUACAGUGAAGUUCCUGUGAGCAUCAUUAUGGUUUUGUACAAAUAGGAAUCUUCUGGUGUCUUCAACCUUUGUUCCGGAGUGUGCACAGUGUACUUGCAUAGCUUUAUCAUGUUUUAUAGGCUUUCCAUGAGUUCUGCUGUUACUAUGGCUUAUUUAUUGUUUGUUUCCUUAAUAUUUGUGAACGUCUUACUCUUGUUAUGUAGUUUUAUUUCUGCACAACUACUGUACUUUUCCAUAUGGAAUAAAGACUAUUAAUAGAAUUUGUUUUGCAUUAAAUGAGACAAUGUAGAA